CUGUCAACGUUUCAAAAUGGUUUAUAUAAACUAGACGACAGCCGUUCGUUCUCCCUUACAAUUUCCACUCAUUCAACGACCAUUAUACUCUGACUUUCUAUUCUCCAAAUAAACCCGCCGACAAAAUGCAAUUUUCCACUAUCCUUGUCCUCGCCUUCGCAGGCCUUGGCCUGGCCGCGCCUGCUCCCCAGAAAAGGGGGGAGCCUACUCCGGCGCAGCUCAAGCGCAUCAAGGCGCAAGAGGCGGUCGGUAUGAGCUGCUCCGACCGGGGCGACGGUAUCUUCGUUUGUGUCGACUUCCAGGGUGGCGAUUGUUUCAUCACCAGGGACGGCGGAGGUAACUGCCUUUUCUAAGCGCCACGAGCCAGGUAGUUUGGGGGAACCGAGGGGAUUAUGCGGAUUCGUCGGGCCGGUACCUCUUUCUCUUAGACCCCGGGCCUAGUCCCAUGAGUCUCGACGGGUAUAUGCUGGUGGAAAGGUUUUGAGUAUAUGUACAUACGGUAGUUGACUCGGGACCCUGUUACGUAUCGAAAUCCUAGGGUAUAUGUACUGAUGGGAAAAGAGGCUGUCGCCUGUAUUAUAAUUAUCCAAAGCUUGCUUCCUG
This is a messenger RNA of Chaetomium fimeti, 603 nucleotides long. RefSeq lists its product as uncharacterized. The transcript is spliced from 2 exons. The record is from RefSeq and is a predicted model, not a curated record. Lineage: Eukaryota; Fungi; Ascomycota; Sordariomycetes; Sordariales; Chaetomiaceae. The coding region runs from base 126 to 353 and encodes 75 amino acids.